Molecule: messenger RNA, 1248 nt
Organism: Fusarium subglutinans
Lineage: Eukaryota; Fungi; Ascomycota; Sordariomycetes; Hypocreales; Nectriaceae
Product: endopeptidase K
Exons: 2
Coding region: 1-1248 (415 amino acids)
Biological process (GO): proteolysis
Molecular function (GO): serine-type endopeptidase activity
Source: RefSeq, a predicted model, not a curated record
AUGAAGCCUGUUAUCUCUUUGUUCCUUCUUGCCGAACUUGUUGGGUUCACCCUUGCCCAGGUAAAAGUGCAGAACGCCAAUGUCGAACCCGAACUUGUCGCUCAAAAUAAUUACAUCAUCAAAUACAAAUCAAAGGCUUCCUCUAGUAGCAAGAAGAAGCAUGAAGAGGCCAUUCAUAAGAAGGCUAAAAGUAAGGGAAAGGAGGGUAUUGUGGAAAAUAUCGACCUUGAUGGAUUCAAAGGCUAUGUCGCUGAGAUUCCCUACUCUGACCUCCAGGAAGUCAUUGACUCUGAUCUGGUAGAAUACAUAGAGCAGGAUACCAUUGUGAACGUCUCUGCUGUUGCAGCGCCCAGCUCCAGCCCGAUCACGAAACGCGGAUCAACUAGCCAGGCAUCUGCUCCUUGGGGUCUUGCUCGUAUCUCACAGCUCUAUUCUGAGAAGGGUGUAGACGCUCGCUACAAUUACGAUGCGACGGCUGGCUCUGGCUCAACUGUUUAUAUUCUCGACUCAGGCAUCCGAACCACACACAAAGAGCUUGGGGGUCAUGCUGUGUGGGGAGCCAACUUCGUUGCCGGCUCCCCCAAUACAGACGAGUAUGGCCACGGGACACACGUUGCUGGCAUUGUGGGUGGCAAGACCUAUGGUGUAGCUAAAGGUUGCACCAUGUAUGCUGUCAAGGUCAUCGAUAAGGACGGUGUUGGCACCAUGUCUAAUAUUCUUCAGGGCCUCCAGUGGGCUGUCAAUCACACCAGGUCCCGCGGCAUCACCAAGAAGAGCAUAAUCAACGCAUCCCUAGGCGGCCCCUAUACCAAGAUCGGCAAUGAUGCUGUCAAGGCUGCCACUGAUCUCGGGAUCACUAUCGUGGUGGCAGCUGGCAAUGAUGGGAGUGAUGCCGCCAACUGCUCACCUGCUUCCGCUCCAUCGGCCAUUACUGUCGGCGCUAUUGAUUCUGCCAGUCAUCGCACAUUGUGGUCAAAUUAUGGCAAGGUGGUAGAUGUAUUUGCGCCUGGUAGCGAUAUACUUAGUGCUGGGCAUCUGAGCGACUCUGGCAGCGUCUACAAGUCAGGCACAAGUAUGGCUGCGCCGCAUGUUGCUGGCCUCGCAGCGUAUUUCAUGGCGAAGGAAGGAAUUCGGGGAUCUACCGCCGUGACAAAGAGCAUAAUUAGUGCUGCUGAUACCAGUGGUGUUAAUACGCUUUUGAUAGUCCUCAGCGUGUCGCCUAUAAUGGUGGUGGCAAAUAGUAAAUAG